GAAAGCUGCUGCAAUUACACUAGCUGCCCCUCCCUCUACGCCUUCCCACCCCACACGACCGAACGGAACUCGAAAAGGCGACGCCCAAUCGCACCACUCCGAUUCCCGAUCCAAAUCCGCCGCGCUCAGUGUGAGCCCCUCCAAUCAAGCUCUGCUUCAUUCCCCACGGGCGCGCGCGAUUCCUCUCGCCCAGAUCCGAUCCAGUUCACAGUGUCGCCGCCGUCACCGAUGGGAGCAGAACCGGACUUCUCGCCGCCGCCGCCGCUGCCGGAGCUGGAGCCAACGCACUCGCCGGAGCCGGAGAUCCCCGGCCACGACAGCCGAAACUGGAAGGCAGACAUGAUGUCGGCUCUGGGGGAGUCGGUCUCCUUCGGCCGCUUCCUCACCGAGCCGCUCGAGUGGGGGAAGUGGUCCGCCUUCGCGCACAACCGCUACCUCGAGGAGGCCGCCGUGCAGGCGCGCCCGGGUUCCGUCGCGCAGAAGAAGGCCUUCUUCGAGGAGCACUACGCCAGGAAGAAGAAGCGCAAGAGCGAGGACCACGGCGCCGCCGCCUCCGCCGAUGAUGACGGCGGCCUCGAGGCGGCCGAGGAGGAGGAUGGUGGUUCCGCCGCCUUGUGGCCGUCUUCUUUGUCGGCGGAGUCCUCCUGCAUGACGGACCAGGCACCGGCGCCGGGGGAUGAGGAGACGUGCGGCGGUGAGGAGACCGGCGUGGUGAACUGCUGUAGUCCCCGUGCCAGUGAUGAGCCGGUGGGAGUGGCCGAGGAGCUCGCGGCUGUCACAGAUGCGGUUAGUCCUUCUUGCAGGAUGGAUGCACCCGUGGAUGAGUUGUGCCACGGGGAGGGCGGCAAUGAGCAAGUUGCUGGAGCUGUUUUGGAAUUGCUGGAGAAGAAAGAUCUGUGCUCUAGUAAUUUGGUGUCUGUUGAUGCCGGAGACAAGCAACCGCUGAAGGAGAGCUCUAUUAUUAAUCAGGAUAUCACAGAUUCAGCCAAGAAAAGGAGGCUCCAGAUGUCAUCCCUGCUUCAGAAGCCAACCAAAUUCAGAUCUCCCCCUUCAGGAAAGAAAGGGCAGUCUUCAUCAGUGAAAAGAAGGUCGCCUCUGCAUUCUGCCAAGGAGAACACCUCCCCUCCUGGUACGGACAAUAACAUGCAAGUAGCCACUUCAGUCCCCAAAAAGAGGUCCACACUAGUGGCAUUGCAAAUGCCUAAGAGUUUCAUGAGAUGUGAAAUGGGAAAUGCUGCCUCAGGCUCAAGCAAUCUUGGUAUUACAAUUGCUGAAAGGAUUAGCCAGUUGGAGUCUGCAAGUAGGACUGUGGCAACCACUCAGCUUGAGCAAUUCGGGCCACCAAGAAAAACAUUUUCCCCAAUUUUGCCAGAAAUAGCUCUAGGGGCAUCUCAAGUGGAUGGACAAAGGUCCUCCCAUGUAAUGAGAAUCAAAGAAAAGCUAUUUGGUUCAGCAUCACCACCAGUGCAUCAGAAAACUGGUAUAACUAGAGAAAAAGAGAGGAAAUUCAAGAAUGAAACAGAAUUUAAAGAAUCACGCCAGAGUUGUUGCUUCAGAGCCAGGCCACUGCCAAACUUCUAUCGAAGAAAUAAACAAGGGAAAGAUACUAGUCAGCAGACUGCCCAAGAGUUUCCAAAGUUUCGGGACAGCAACUAUUCACAGACUGAUGAUAGUCAUGCCCAUCAAAUGAGCAAAGGUGUACCCAAGGAGAGGCAAAUAUGUUGUUUCCCCAUCAGAAAACUGUAUUAGAUCCGUACUGCUAUUCUUACCUUGCCUAUUAGAUUUCAAGUAAAUAAUAACUUAUUCUAUUCAUUCGUAUUGGUUCUACUGUAUUACCUAUUUAGGUCAGCUAAUCUGUAGUGGGUUAUCUUACGUACCAUCUUGGAGGAUGUUAUUCUCAAUCCAUCUAAUACUCGAGCUCGAGUUUGUGAUUGUAACCUGGAUUGUCAUUUUCUAGCUUGGAAAAUAAAUCAAAGCAAAUUUGUUGUUGAGUAGCCCUAA
Setaria italica (foxtail millet) is the source of this 2001-nucleotide messenger RNA. Its product is annotated as protein WVD2-like 7. The record is from RefSeq and is a predicted model, not a curated record. NCBI's taxonomy places the organism in Eukaryota, Viridiplantae, Streptophyta, Magnoliopsida, Poales, Poaceae. The coding region runs from base 229 to 1749 and encodes 506 amino acids. The transcript has 7 exons.